GACCACGCCCCGAUGCCUGGUUAAUUGACGAACAGGCCCACCGACUUCAAGAGUCCAUUCUCUCCUUUCGACAGUCCACGCACCGGCACCCACCUUCCUCGCAUGCACGCCGCACCGAGCGCCACCUUUGUACCUGCAUCCUAACUUGACAAGUUGACAGCUGCACCCGCCUGCCACCACCCCCAAACCAUGGAAGACCCAAAGCCCACCGCCCGGCCAGAGAGCUCGCACAGCUCUAACGGGGACGCCGACUCAUUCGAAGAUGCCACCGAAACCACUCCCCGACCGACGUCUGCCUCGCGCUCGCGGUCGCUGCUCAGCCGGCGCGAGUCGUCGGCGUCGGCAGACCAGACGCCAGACGCAGACGUGCCCGAAGUGCCUGGCAUUCCCCACGUCGACGGGGCGCUCGAGGAGAAGGAGCCCGUCCCCGUGGCCGACGAGCAGAAGACACAUGGCAUACCGCCCGCGGAGACGGCCGCUCAGCCCUCCGGCGACGACGCUCCCAAAUCUCCAAGCCUCACGUCGCAUAGGAUAUCGGUGACAUCCAUGGACGAUGUCUCGCUCGAAGAAGAAGCCGUACAAAGCACCGACCUCGGGGGUCCGCCCACGCUCCCGCCCCGCGAUUCCACAAGCAGCCUUCAGGGACUGUCUGGCAAGAUGUCACCAGUUAAAUUCCCCCCGCCGCCACCACCACCGGCUUCCGAAAAGCACACCUCGCUGCCGCCGCCGCCAGCAGCGCCAACGCGCAAGCUCACAAGCCCGUUUUCGUGGCUUUCGCGGAAUAGCUCCAGCAAGAAACAGCCAGAGUCCCCACCGCUCGCUACUGCCGACAGGAGGAACACUACUUCUUCCCUUGCAACCAUCGGCAGCAACACUGAGCUCGGCAGGAUUGAAGAUGAGGACACGAUCAAGGGCAACCGCUCAAGCCAGGGCAGCCUGCGCGAUCGCUUCAAGUUUCUGCGAAUGAGGGAAGAGGCUGGUAUCACCAUAGACGAGGCCGGUGAGCCCGGACAAGGAGGAGCCCCAACUGGCCUGGGCAUUGGCCUCUCCAGCCCUUCAAGUGCACACGGCGAUGAACCGACCAGCCCCCUACCUGGCGCCCUUGCGAAGCAGCCCACUGUCAACCCUAACCUCGCCCCUGGUACUGCUGCCGGUUUCGCUGCUGGUCCUGCGGAGGCCGCCGAACCGGUUGACUGGGAUCUGUGGCAGAAUGUUGUCAACGAAGGCCCUGCUGCCGUCGCACGAACUAGCGCAGAGGAGCUCAACCGAGCUAUUGCGAGCGGUAUUCCUCAGGCCAUCCGUGGUGUCAUCUGGCAGGUUCUGGCGCAGAGCAAGAACGAUGACCUCGAGAUUCUGUACAAAGAGCUGGUCGCCCGCGGUACAGAUAAGGAGACGACCAAGGUCAAGACCCCGCAGCUUCCAAAUGGAUCAGACAGUAAGGAGAAGGAUUCGAUAGCGUCGUCCUCGUCCUCAAUCCACUCCGACUACUCAACUCCCGCUACGACGACCGGCAGUGCGCCCAUGGGAUCGCCUUCUCUUCCAUCUGACAAUCAUGAUGACAUGGCAAAGCUUCAGUUGAAGCUUGCUGCCGAGAAGCAGAAGAGCACCAAGCAGGAGAUUGCCGCAAUCCAGAAGCUUGAGAAAACAAUUAAGCGCGACCUUGGCGCACGAACAAGCUAUUCCAAGUACCUCAUGGCUGCAGGUCUGCAAGAUGGGCUUUUCGGCAUUUGCAAGGCAUACGCCUUGUACGAUGAAGCUGUUGGGUACGCGCAAGGUAUGAACUUCGUCGCCAUGCCACUGCUCUUCAACAUGCCCGAAGAGGAGGCUUUCAGCUUGUUCGUGACCCUCAUGAACAAGUAUGGCCUCCGAGAUCUAUUUGUUGCAGACAUGCCUGGGCUGCAUCUGCACCUCUACCAAUUUGAGCGUCUCCUCGAAGAUCUUGAGCCUGCUCUGUACUGUCACCUCCGAAGAAAGGAUGUUAAGCCCCAGCUCUAUGCUACCCAGUGGUUCUUGACCCUUUUUGCAUACCGCUUCCCGCUCCAGCUGGUGCUCCGCAUCUACGACCUUAUCCUCAGCGAAAGUCUCGAGACCGCCAUUCUCCGAUUCGGCAUUGUCCUUAUGCAAAAGAACGCGGAGGCUUUGAUGGGCAUGAAAGAUAUGGCUACCCUUACGACGUUCCUGAAGGAGAAGAUCUUCGAUGUUUACAUCGACAAGGCACCCUCGGCCUCUUCUAUCCUCGAAAGUGGCUUUUUUGGAUCUACUGGCGGCAUCGACAAAGAGGUCUACCGUGCCGAUGUACUCGUCAAGGAUGCCGUUGCGGUCAAGCUCACGCCGGAGAUGGUAAAGCAAUAUACCACCGAAUGGAAGGAGCAGCAACGGGUUGAGAAGGAGCGAGAGACCGAGUUGCAAGGCCUGAAGGACAAGACGGCUAUGCUUGAGACUAAAGUUCGCACUUUGGAACGACGUGCCGAGCAGUCCGAUACGGAGCACGUCCAAGUAGCAUCCGAACUGAUCAAAACAAAGGUAGAGAACGACACGCUAGCGGAAGAGAAUGAAACACUCAAGACCAAGGUCGAGGAGCUGCAAAAGAUCGUGGACACGCAACCCGCGGAAGUGGAGGAGAGGAUGCGGACAGAGAUGGACACCGUCAUGCAGAAGAACAUCAGCGUCCACAACGAGAACCGCAUGCUGGAGGAGAACAUGGCCGAGAUGGAGAAGGACCUCGUUGAUACUAAGAUGAAGUAUGCGGAUAUCAACCAGCAGUACGAGCAGCUUAAGCAGAAGUGGAACAACGUCACGCAGAUGAUGACGCAGUAACCGGCUUACGGCCAUGCAUCUGUUUGUACACUUCAGCGACCCUAGCAUUUGAUCCGGCGCAAACCUGCAUAUCAACGUUGCAACGCGUCAAAUACGUAUUCCUCCAAGCGACGACCGCCCCUUACUCUGGUUUCUCAUGUCCAUAUUACCGCUAGACCCGCCCUGUCGGGAGAAGCACCCCAUUUUCUCACUUUACUGCACCCUCAUGGACGACGCUCGAUUUGUAUCCCACACGCAUCUCAUCAUAUACCCACGGCCGAAUGAGGAGAGACCCUCCCUUGGUGUUUUGUCUCUUCUCUUUGCGCUUCUGCGCUGUUUCUUUGGAUAAUGUUUGCAUCAUUGGCUGGCUUGGAUGGCGCAAACGGGGCUCUGCUCUUGGGAAGAGAUAAAGGCAAACCAUAGUUUCGGGGGGACUCAUGGGCUGUCCGUAGUCAUAGUUUUCUAGUUUGUAGUUCUAGUCAAGUCAUGGAG
Molecule: messenger RNA, 3288 nt
Organism: Paraphaeosphaeria sporulosa
Lineage: Eukaryota; Fungi; Ascomycota; Dothideomycetes; Pleosporales; Didymosphaeriaceae
Product: RabGAP/TBC
Exons: 4
Coding region: 190-2817 (875 amino acids)
Source: RefSeq, a predicted model, not a curated record